AUGAUAGUAACUGAGUUCUCUAAGUUUUACAAUUUAAACUCCAAUACCGAGAUGAUGCUAACUGAGAUGGCCAAGUGUCACAAUACAAACUCCAAUACCGAGAUGAUAGUAACUGAGUUCUCCAAGUUUCACAAUACAAACUCUAAUACCGAGAUGAUAGUAACUGAGUUCUCCAAGUUUCACAAUACAAACUCUAAUAUCGAGAUGAUAGUAACGGAGUUGUCCAAAUCUCACAACACAAACACCAAUACCGAGAUGAAAGUAACGGAGUUGUCCAAGUUUCACAACACAAACUCCAAUACCGAGAUGAUAGUAACUGAGUUGUCCAAGUUUCACAAUACAAACUCCAAUACCGAGAUGAUAGUUACUGAGUUGUCCAAGUUUCACAACACAAACUCCAAUACCGAGAUGCUAGUAACUGAGUUGUCCAAGUUUCACAACACAAACUCCAAUACCGAGAUGCUAGUAACUGAGUUGUCCAAGUUUCACAACACAAACUCCAAUACCGAGAUGAUAGUAACUGAGUUGUGUAAGGUUCACAAAACAAACUCUAAUACCGAGAUGAUAGUAACUGAGUUGUCCAAGUUUCACAACACAAACUCUAAUACCGAGAUGACAGUAACUGAGUUGUCCAAGUUUCACAACACAAACUCUAAUACCGAGAUGAUAGUAACUGAGUUGUCCAAGUGUCACAAUACAAACUCUAAUACCGAGAUGAUAGUAACUGAGUUGUCCAAGUUUCACAAUACAAACUCUAAUACCGAGAUGAUAGUAACUGAGUUGUCCAAGUUUCACAAUACAAACUCUAAUACCGAGAUGAUAGUAACUGAGUUGUCCAAGUUUCACAAUACAAACUCUAAUACAGAGAUGAUAGUAACUGAGUUGUCCAAGUGUCACAAUACAAACUCUAAUACCGAGAUGAUAGUAACUGAGUUGUCCAAGUGUCACAAUACAAACUCCAAUACCGAGAUGAUAGUAACUGAGUUGUCCAAGUGUCACAAUACAAACUCCAAUACCGAGAUGAUAGUAACUGAGUUGUCCAAGUUUCACAAUACAAACUCUAAUACCGAGAUGAUAGUAACUGAGUUGUCCAAGUGUCACAAUACAAACUCUAAUACCGAGAUGAUAGUAACUGAGUUGUCCAAGUGUCACAAUACAAACUCUAAUACCGAGAUGAUAGUUACUGAGUUGUCCAAGUGGCACAAUACAAACUCUAAUACCGAGAUGAUAGUAACUGAGUUGUCCAAGUUUCACAAUACAAACUCCAAUACAGAGAUGAGAGUAACUGAGUUCGCCAAGUUUCACAAUACAAACUCCAAUACCGAGAUGAUAGAAAAUGAGUUCGCCAAGUUUCACAAUACAAACCUUAUACCGAGACGAGAAUAA
Messenger RNA from Mya arenaria, 1386 nucleotides. RefSeq lists its product as uncharacterized. The transcript has a single exon. NCBI's taxonomy places the organism in Eukaryota, Metazoa, Mollusca, Bivalvia, Myida, Myidae. The coding region runs from base 1 to 1386 and encodes 461 amino acids. The record is from RefSeq and is a predicted model, not a curated record.